AUGAUGUUGGAUCACGCGUAUCCGAAUCUGGUGAAAGCUGAAGAAAAUGAUCUGAUGGUGUUGCAUCACAUGGAUAACGAGACGUUGAUCAGAUUAUCCAAGUAUACAACGAAUUGGCCAGAACCGAAGACGAAGACAGAGUUUUUCGGAUUCAUAAAAGAUGAAAAAUAUGAAGAUCCAGAUCCAGUGAAUCAUUUAAAGUGGAAGAAUGAUGCUGAGAUGAAAGAAAAAAGUGCAGCUGAUGAAUUAACUAAGUUAGAAGAUUUUAGCGGAACUCGAAAUGAGCGGUUUACAAAAGUUGAAAAAGAAAAGAAAAGAGGUGGAAAGAGAACUCCGAAAGUUCAAACAGAAGAAGGAUCGUCUUCUCAAUCUCAAAAGAAGCGUAAAAAGAAAGCUGUUGAGACAAUGCUGGUUGAUGAACCAGAGGAAGAUGAAACAGAAGCUAACGUUGAAAUAGAUCAUGAUCAGUUAUCUCCUGAAACUGGGCGUUUGAUGAGAGAUAUUGAUGAUACUUUGGAAGCUAAAAAAACAGCUAGUGAGAAAGUAGUUGGUGAUGAAGAAAAGAGUUUAUCUGGUUCAGAACAUGAGGUUGAUGCUAAAGUUGAUAAAUGGAUCAAAGAAAACUAUGAUCCAAGAGAUAGAGAAACACAAAAGAAGAGAAAGAGGAGAUCAGGUGACGAUGAUGAUGAAACGUAUGUACCACCAGAAGAUGUUCAGGUUGUAGCACCACCAUCUUCGGGAGAGAGUAAAGUUCUUGAAAAGCUUGAUGAUUUUAGCUUUGUCAAUGAUGAUCUUGUCAAAGAGUUGCAAAAGAAGGUGGAUGAGAUUGACGCUGAUCAAGCCGACAUUGAUAUUUUGAAAGUUCGAAUAGCAGAAUUGGAAGAAGAAAAGGCUCGAAGAGAUGAGCAGAAUGAGUACUUUAAAUUGAAAAAUAAAGAAUUAGAAGCCAAUAACGCUAUGAAAGAACAUGAAGCAUAUAUGAUGAAGAAAGUGUUGGAAAAUUUGAUUGGAAAGGCGAUCGAACAAAGAUUUGAAGAGAUCGAACUUGAAGAAGUACGAGCAAGACGUAAAGCUGAAAUUGAAGCUGAAAUGAAAGAUAAAGGCAAAAGUGUUCCAGUUGAAGGUGUUGCUCAAGUGACUGAAAGGGCAAUUAUUGUGUCUGAGCCAACAAAAGAUCCAGAAACGUCUAUUCUAGAUCCUUGUCCAAUUUGUUCAGUAUCUGAUGAUGUAUAUUCUGUACAUAGUGAUGAUGAUGAUGAUGGCAAUGAUGAUGAUGAUCAAGGUGCUUCGGGUAUCAAAGUAACUGAAGCGUCAAAUGAAGAGAAGAUUGAUGAAUAUCUUCAUGAUGAUGCAAAUGAAGAACCUGAGAAUGCAAGUGGAAAGGGGGAGCAUGAUGAUGCUGAGAAUGUUGAUCAAAGUACAAGAUUGAUUCUACGUCUUGAACACGAUGUAGAAGAAGGUGAAAUUCUGCAUACUUACAUAAGAGCUGAGAUCAUCAAGAUGACACAUAUUGAAGAUAAUGAGUUUAACUUCGAUUUUGAAGAAGAGUUGAACAAGUUUGAUAUCAAUCAGCAGCCAGAAUAUCAGUACAAGUACGUUGAAGAUGUUGAUAAUUAUGACAAAGUGGAAGUGGAAGAUUGGAGUGAUGAAGAUCAGUCUGAGAACAUUAACGUUGAUACUUCUAGCUUUCCGACACUUGCUGAAUUUUUUAGUCAAGCGAAUGAAGAUGAACUGCGAAGGAAAGUUGUAGAAAGUGUAAAGAAUAAAAGUUUUCAAGAAAUGUCAAAAGAAGAACAACACGAAGAAAGAAAGAAGUGGUUCAGGAUAGAUACAGAAAGAAAAUUCAAAAGACCACUGAAGUAUUACAAAACAGAUAGAGAAGUUUCUUUGGGAGAUAUAAUAAGUUGGGGUUAUUUGCCACAAGUCAACGCGUAUGCAAUUCGAAGAGAAUUUGGCGUUCAGUAUUUUCAGUAUAUUCAAGAUAUAAUGUCUCUGCCUUGGUGGGAUGUUGAAGAAUUGCCCAAAGUCAGAACAUUAUCUUAUCCAGUCAGGGUUCACGAUAUGCCAACGUGGGGUUUAAUGAAGUUUGAAGCUUUCAAAGAAUUUAAACACUGGAAGCCACAUCUUCCUAAGAAAGUGAAGAGGAUUGAUCCAGUUACAGGCAUUGAAGAAACAAUUCUGCAGAUCAAAAAGCCCAGAGUGUUGAAGAAUAUUCCAUUGCCGAAGAUGGAACAAAACUUUCAUGAAGGGUUUGUAUGUUGGGUGUAUAGCUGCAUGACAACUGAAGCAGUGAUUGUUUACAAGGUUGGGAAUGAUAGUAGAUACAUUCAUCUGUACGAUCCAAUGUGGAUUGUGAAUUUUUCUACAAAGGAUAUCGAGUGUUUGUUUGUGAACAAGAUUGGGUAUAAAGCUGAAGAUAAAGAUCAAGCUCUACAGUUUCAGAAAGUUGUUACAAUAUGUUUUCAGAAAGGUAUAAAAUCUGAAAAUAUGUGGUUAUCAAAGUGGAGAAAGAUUGAUAAGGAAGAGUUUCUGAAAGCUAAGAAGGAGAGAAAAGAACAUGAAGAAAAAGAUAGAACUGCUAGUUUUACAGUUGUGCAAAGACUUGCUGAAGAAGAAAAGAAAGUUGCUAAAGAGAAAGAAAAGCUAAAGAAAGUGUUAUGGAAGAAGCCAAAGCGUCAUGAAGAGAAGUUCAAGUCUUUGUGA
Helianthus annuus (common sunflower) is the source of this 2703-nucleotide messenger RNA. RefSeq lists its product as uncharacterized. The transcript is spliced from 4 exons. NCBI's taxonomy places the organism in Eukaryota, Viridiplantae, Streptophyta, Magnoliopsida, Asterales, Asteraceae. The record is from RefSeq and is a predicted model, not a curated record. The coding region runs from base 1 to 2703 and encodes 900 amino acids.